Messenger RNA from Closterium sp. NIES-65, 468 nucleotides. Lineage: Eukaryota; Viridiplantae; Streptophyta; Zygnematophyceae; Desmidiales; Closteriaceae. The record is from the annotation of a GenBank genome assembly.
AUGAUGACCACCGUGCACUUCCUGGUGCAGGGCGGCAUCGCCUCGCUGCUGCUGCCACUCGUGGCUGCCCGCCUUGCCUGGCGCAACUACUUCGUGCGAGGUACGCCGUGUGGGUGGGAGGGAGUGGGCAUGGGCACGCUCGGGAGCUCAUGCAUGCACGUCCUGCAACUGUGCUGUUGUGCUGCGCCCCGUGUCCUGUUGUGCUGUGCCCCGUGUGCUAUUGUGCUGCGCCCCGUGUGCUGUGCCCCGUGUACUGCUUCACCCCAUGCGCUGCUGUGCCGUGCCACGUGCGUGCAUGCAGUGGUGCCCACGGGAGUCGCCACAUCGCUGGACAUUGCCCUCUCCAACCUCUACCUCGCGCUCGUCACCCUCACCUUCUACACCAUGCGCGGGUGUCUUCCUCCUCCUCUUUGCCUUCCUCUUCCGGUGAGCCACGCCACCGUGAUUGCCAUGCCAUCCUCACCGUGA